CUCUCCCUUGAAAGAACACAGCUGCCUGUCUCCUGUUGUCGCCGCUCCUCUGACUAGCUUUUUGCAGCCUCUUGCCUCUCCUUCUCUUUCUGCUUAGCUCCUUGUCUUCUGAUACUACUCCCAGUAUGGAGACGAAUCACUCUGUACAGUUGUCAGGAGAACCCCAGUCAACACCUCCAGGGGAAAGUUCAUCAUUACCCAAUCAAAAUGGCUUGGAGAAGCAAGAUGACAAGGAUUCCUCAACCCCACUUCAAGCACCAGAGGGGAAGACAGGUGUGCAGUCUGAACAGGGAGCUCAUGAUAUCUCUGAGGAGUUGAAUCGACAAUUAGAAGACAUAAUUAAUACCUAUGGGUCUGCUACUGAAAAAGAGGGUCCCACCAAGACAAGGGAGCAGCCUGAGAACAUAGAACCACCCGACAAUGGGGAUGGGGACUGUGAUGAGGCCACUGAAGAGACAGAGAGAGAACCCAUGGCUUCUGGAGAGCCAACCACAGCCAAAGAGCCUGUCAGCAAUAAAGAGCAAAAGUUGGAAAAGAAAAUCCUAAAAGGAUUAGGAAAAGAAGCCAACCUGCUAAUGCAAAAUCUGAACAAGUUGCAAACACCUGAAGAAAAACUUGAUUUUUUAUUCAAGAAGUAUGCUGAAUUGCUGGACGAACAUCGCACUGAGCAAAAGAAGUUAAAGCUCUUACAAAAGAAACAGGUACAAAUCCAAAAAGAAAAGGACCAGUUACAAAGUGAACACAGCAGAGCUAUCCUUGCUCGAAGCAAACUGGAGAGUCUAUGCCGAGAGUUGCAGAGACACAACAAGACACUGAAGGACACGAGAAAAAUGGACACAAAGCUAACAGCAAGAUUGAGAACCAAAAUGUCAAUAGUCAGCCGAAAAAGAAGCUGCUUGAAAAAACACUGA
Messenger RNA from Leptonychotes weddellii (Weddell seal), 911 nucleotides. The record is from RefSeq and is a predicted model, not a curated record. NCBI's taxonomy places the organism in Eukaryota, Metazoa, Chordata, Mammalia, Carnivora, Phocidae.